UAGGUAUAUUUUCAUAGACUCUUCCAGUUCAGCUUCACACUCAGUUAAAAUUUUAGCAUUUUUUGUCAUUGAUGUUAACUUUAUCGUGAACUUUAUUUAUCUAAAAAACUGUUGAAUUUGAGCGUAAAGCUAGUGAUUAUAUAGCGUAAAGCUAGUGAUUAUAUUCUCUAUGCGUAAAGCGUAGUGUUGAUUUCUUGUUUGGCGUCCGCGUAAAGACGAAGCAACAAAAACCAGUCAUGGGUCUUUUGGAACUGUGCGAAAAAUAUUAUAACACCACCAACUUGUAUGAAGUGCUACAAAUUACCGAAAAGGCCACCGAAAAAGAAGUUAAGAAAGCUUAUCACAAAUUGUCGCUAAAAGUACACCCUGACAGGGUCAAUGAAAAUGAAAAGUUGGAAGCAACUGAAAAAUUCAAAGUUCUUGGUGGAGUCCAUGCUAUCUUGAGUGACAAGGACAAAAGAUACUUGUAUGACACAGAAAAGACUGUGGAUGAAGAUGAUGAUGAUGUUUUAAAAGAGAAAGAUUGGAUGUUCUAUUGGAGAUUGAUUUUUAAAAAGGUUACUGAAGAAAGCAUUAAAGCAUAUGAAAAGGAAUAUAUUGGGUCUGAUGAAGAAAAAAAAGAUCUGAAGAACGCUUACAUUGCUGGCAAAGGAGAUAUGGACUACAUUGUGGAUCAGGUGCAGUUUGCCAGAUCUGAACAUGAACCUAGGAUUCGUGGCAUCCUUACUGAAAUGAUAGAUCAAGGUGAAAUUCCAGCUUUUAAAAUAUUUACACAUGAGCCUGCUAAGAAACGGCAACGUCGACAUGCUAAGGAAAACUUUGAGGCCAUGGAAGCAGAAGAUCUCAAGGAAUCACUAGGCUUGAAUUCUGGUGCAAAUAGUUUAGAACUAAUGAUUAAGCAAAAGCAAGAAAGUAGAGGUAAACAAAUGGAUUCAUUUCUUGAUAAUUUGGCAACUAAGUAUGGUGGAAAAUCUGAAGGUACAAAACGUAAAGCGGCUGCUAAGUCUGAAGCAACAGGGAAAAAUAAGAGAAAAAAGAAGUAAUCAUCGAAAAUAUGUUACAAAACUUUAUUGACGUCAUAAAUUGCUUGGUUCAGAGAUUCACGCGACGACGUCACGCGGUACUCGAGAGCCGGUCCUUACACGAAGAAAUAAAGAUAUUAGUAUACAAGGUGUGAGAUAAGGUCCAUGACAUCCCAAGCAAGCUGAGGUUAGGACUGCUAAGUAGAUUUACCAAAAAAAAAUUUUUUUUGUUCAUUUCCAAUAUGACCAUCUGCGAUCGGCCAUAAUCAGAUUUGGAGAGUUGUGAAAAGUUUGAAAC
Molecule: messenger RNA, 1320 nt
Organism: Maniola jurtina (meadow brown)
Lineage: Eukaryota; Metazoa; Arthropoda; Insecta; Lepidoptera; Nymphalidae
Gene: DnaJ-10
Product: dnaJ homolog subfamily C member 9
Exons: 5
Coding region: 237-1043 (268 amino acids)
Cellular component (GO): cytoplasm; nucleus
Molecular function (GO): heat shock protein binding
Source: RefSeq, a predicted model, not a curated record